CACGCUGGUCUGGGACUGGGGCGUGAGGCAAACGCUGGGACCCGAGGGGUUUGUCAGCUCGGCGUGGUGCUGUCAGGUGGGAUUUAACUGGAAGCGGUGAUCUGUCGUGAUGAGUUUUCUGCUGCCCAAACUGACCUCGAAGAGGGAAGUGGAUCAGGCAAUAAAAGGUGUGGCUGAGAAGGUUUUGGUUCUCCGUUUUGGAAGAGAUAGUGAUGCUGUUUGUCUGCAGCUCGAUGAUAUUCUUGCAAAAACAGCUCAUGACCUAAGUAAAAUGGCAGUCAUUUACCUGGUGGAUGUGAACAAGGUCCCAGUGUACACCCAGUAUUUUGACAUCAGUUACAUUCCAUCUACUGUGUUUUUCUUCAAUGGACAACACAUAAAGGUUGAUUAUGGGUCUCCAGAUCAUACCAAAUUUGUAGGAAGCUUCAAAACAAAGCAAGACUUUAUAGAUCUGAUUGAAGUGAUCUACCGUGGAGCAAUGCGCGGAAAGCUCAUUGUGAGAAGUCCUAUUGAUCCCAAUAACAUUCCUAAAUACGACCUUCUCUACCAAGGAAUUUAAUGGGUUGACCUGAGGUAAAGAAUUACGGAAAUGGACGAUGUUCUAGAUCCUUUUUUCUUCACCUCUGACGCGGUGGGACAGUUUUGAGUGUUUAUGCUGAAGGAUCAUAUUGGUCUCCUUCUGAAGACAGACAUUCUGUCACCUCAUGCUUUUCUCAUAAAUAAAGCUUCGUGUUCUUGCAUAGACUUUA
This is a messenger RNA of Manacus vitellinus (golden-collared manakin), 749 nucleotides long. It is a transcript of the gene TXNL4B, whose product is annotated as thioredoxin like 4B. Gene Ontology annotation, cellular component: U5 snRNP; spliceosomal complex; U4/U6 x U5 tri-snRNP complex. The record is from RefSeq and is a predicted model, not a curated record. Gene Ontology annotation, biological process: mRNA splicing, via spliceosome. The coding region runs from base 110 to 559 and encodes 149 amino acids. The transcript has 4 exons. NCBI's taxonomy places the organism in Eukaryota, Metazoa, Chordata, Aves, Passeriformes, Pipridae.